This is a messenger RNA of Chlamydomonas reinhardtii, 2324 nucleotides long. RefSeq lists its product as uncharacterized. Gene Ontology annotation, cellular component: nucleus. The transcript is spliced from 6 exons. Bases 269 to 1840 code for a protein of 523 amino acids. Gene Ontology annotation, biological process: proteasome-mediated ubiquitin-dependent protein catabolic process. The record is from RefSeq and is a predicted model, not a curated record. NCBI's taxonomy places the organism in Eukaryota, Viridiplantae, Chlorophyta, Chlorophyceae, Chlamydomonadales, Chlamydomonadaceae. Gene Ontology annotation, molecular function: ubiquitin binding.
GAUCGCUUGGGAGCAUUGAGCAUAAGUGCAUUUGUAUGGUCCAGGCAUAGCAGGCUCAUAGAGGCACUAGGUCCAAAAGACUUCGUGAAUUCCCGGCAGCUCACUAUCCCGUAUCCGUGUUACCUUGAGACCUGCCUGAAGCCAACUAUAAGAACCUGUGAGGUACCUUUCCUUCAUCUUCCUUGGACGGCGCUUGGGACCUGUGAGAAGGCCCGGACGCGACAUCCCCCACCCGCGUUUGGUGCAGCAGCGGCCCUGAGUCUGCAAAAUGGCCGACGACGGCGACCUCAUCGCCAACUUCCUGGCGAUCACUGGCGCGGAUGAGGGCGUGGCGAUUCAGUGCCUUGAGGCCGCCAACUUCAGCUUGGAGGAGGCGGUGAACCUCUUCUUCGCCGCGGACGGCAACUUCGGCGGGGGCGGAGGCGCUGGCGCUGGCGCUGGGGCCAGUAGGGGGGGUGUCGGGGGCGCCGGCGCCGGAGGCGCCGGGGGCGCCGGCGGCAUGUACGAGGACGAGGUCCGUGCACCGCUGCCUACCAAGGUGGAGCGGCUAUACGGCGACGACAACCGCUACGACCCACGCGCCAUGGCCGCAGCGCUACAGGCGCGCCAGCAGGGCCUGGCCGGCCGCCCCGCACACGCGCCCAUCGACGUCUUCCGCGAUUUCCGGGCCGAGUCCGCCGCUGCCGCCGCGGCAGCGGCGGCGGGCGGGUCAGCCGUCCCUGGCGCCGCAGGCGCCGCCCCUUCAGCUGCUCCGGCCGGUCUGUCUGGUCUGUUCAAGCUGCCUGAGGACCUGGUGUAUGCGGGCUCGGCGGAGAUGGCGCGGGCGCAGGCGGCGGCGGACGGGCGCUGGCUGCUGGUGAACGUGCAGAGCAACACGGAGUUCGCCAGCCACCGGCUCAACCGCGACACCUGGAGCCACGAGGCGCUCAAGGAGAUCCUGAAGGGCACCUUUGUGUUCUUCCAGACUCUGGAGAGCACCACGGACGGGCGGGCGCUGGUCAAGGCCUACCGGCUGGACGCGCUGGCGCCGCCGGGCGGCCCGGUGUGCCCCGCCACCUUCGUGGUGGAUCCGGUGACGGGCGCGCAGCUGUGGCACCGGCUCGGCUUCAUAGACGCGGAGAAGCUGAUGGAGGAGCUGGUGCCGUUCAUGGACCACGGCCCGCUGGACGCAGGCGCAGCCGGCAUCGCCCAGAUCAACAUGAAGCGCAAGGUGGCCAGCAGCACGGCGGUGGCGGCAGCAGCAGCAGCAGCAGCCGGCGGGGCGGCGGCGGGUGGCGGGGGCGGCGGCAGCCGCAAGGCGCUGACUGAGGAUGAGGAGCUCGCAAUGGCCAUUGCCAUGUCUAUGGAGCGAGGCGGCGACGGCGCGGGUCCCUCCGGCACCGACAUGGGCGGUGACAGCGCCGCUGCCGGCCCCAGCGACGGCAGCGAUGACGACGACCUGGACGAGGCGGCCAUCUGGGCGCAGAUCCAAGCCAAGGAGCGGGCGGAGGCGGAGGCGGAGGCCGCGGCGGAGGCGGCGAUCAGCCGGAAGUCGCCAGAAGAGGUGGCUGCGGAGGCGCUGGCGCGGGUGCCUGAGGAGCCGGCGGAGGGCGACCCCGCGGCGCUGCGAGUGGCGCUGCGGCUUCCGGACGGCGGGCGCCUGAUGCGGCGCUUCCGCAAGUCGGAGCACGUGCGCUGCCUGUACGACCUGGCGCUGGCCAAGGUGCCGGAGGCGGCGGCGGGGAGGAGUGUGACGAUCUCUCAUGCCACGCCGGGCGGCGCAGCGCUCACGGACCAGGACCAGACGCUGGAGGCCGCGGGCGUGGCGGGGGCCAUGUUGGCCGUGAAGCUGGGGGAUUGAGGGGCCGGGGGCUGGGCGGUGGAGGGGCGCUGAAGGGGUGCUAGAGGGUGGGGGUUUACCGGUACUGAGGGUGGUGGGUCUCGACAGUCGGCACGAAGGCUUGGUUCACUGGGGUGUUGUACAACAAUGCCGCGGGCAGUGGUUGGCCUGGGGAUGACUUGCGCGCUAGCCGUGUUGCAUGCUCGUAAGACUGGGACGGCUUCUUAGUUGCUUGGCAAGAGCCCGCGUUGCUCACACAUGCCCUGGGCAGGCUGGUCAGGGUACUGGCUACUGGCUAGGACCAGGCGUGGGGGGCAGGCCGGGCCGCCGAGUGAGGGGAGCCCCCGAGGAAUGGGCCGCAGAGCUGCAAGGCUCAAUACUAAGCCCGGCACUGAACCAACGACCCCUGGAACCAACAGGCGGGGUGUUUCCCUUCUGACUUGCCCCAAACCGCACCAGUCUUGAAGGUUGAAUCAACCUGCUACCAGGUAACAAUAUAUACACC